AGUCACGGGGAGGGCCUAGAUCUGUUAGUUUCAUUUUCUUAGAAGCAACAAUGGAUUUUGAAGGAAGUGCUGAGGGGGAUUUUUUCAAAGAGCAAAACCUUUUCAGAGCAAACGCUUAUCAACUGAUUGUGGAAAUGGAGGACAUGAGUAACCUAACAGACGGAGACACCUCCUUCUUGGUGGAUGAGAUCCUUCAUAGCAUCUUCUUUAUGGGAAAGAUCAUGUAUCUAUCAUUUUCACCUGAAGACAUCUUUCAUGGUGAUGAGAAGUUUUUGGAUUACAUGAGGGAGAUGUACCCCCGGCCCUUUGACCUCUACUCAUCCCAGAUACCCAAUCGGAGUCCGUUCUCAUGUGUGCUGGACAUGGUUGUACGCCUGUCUGGACCACAGGAAAAAGCGAGCUCACAAAACAACUUGCAGGAGAUACAAAACAAAUUGCGGGAGCUCAUCAGUAAGUUAAAACAACGUGAUAAUUCAAAGAUGUUGUUCUCCACCACCCUGUGCGUUUCCAGUGUCUCGGGUUCAAGUAAGUAUUACGGAGUCUCCAUGUCCACUCAUCGCAAGCCUGCCAGGCAAAUCAUGGUGGCUGCAGGGUGUCUGAGCUACUGGGACGACUGUGUAGCUGCGGCAGUGAUGAGCUACUGUCCUCAGAAAAGGAGGAAGAGUUACUUUGACGGAACCUUCCAGCUUCCUGCAGACGUCAGGUGUGAGGCCUUCAGCAUCGAGGGUCAGCGAAUGAUGGUUCCCUGCCGCUCGUGUAACAAUUUGUUUAACUUGGAGACAACAGAAACAAAAACAAAUCCUUAUGGAAACUGUGCUGAAACUGAAAGUUUGAGCAACUUAUUAAAGAAGGAAGAAAGAGUUAAACAGCAAGUUCAACGAUGUGUAAGUGAGAGAGUGAACGACCGGGAGAGGGCUGAGCGUGACGUCUUAAAGCAGCUCAAGCAGAUUCUGAAACCCUACAGCGGCUUCACAUGGGACAACAGUUACUACCGUCCUCUUGAUGUGUGACACGAGUUCAUUUUCAUGGUCAGAGUGUAUUUUAAUACCUUAAAUGUGUAUUUUCAAACAAAACCAUAAUGUCAUGUGCUGGGUUAUUUUUAAAUUCAAUGUAAAAUAAUGAAAAAGGACAAAAAUGAACAUCAAUGUUGACAAUAUUGUAAGCCACAAUUUUAAUAGUGUAUCUGAACUGUUGUACAACUUUCAUAGUGAAUAAAGUCCUGAUUGAAAAUAGAACCU
This is a messenger RNA of Nothobranchius furzeri (turquoise killifish), 1238 nucleotides long. RefSeq lists its product as uncharacterized. Lineage: Eukaryota; Metazoa; Chordata; Actinopteri; Cyprinodontiformes; Nothobranchiidae. The record is from RefSeq and is a predicted model, not a curated record.